CAGAUGUUAGGCGCUAACACCCCCUUUUUAUUCAAUAAACUUCGCAAUAGGUUAAGCAAAAAACAUUGGUUUUAAAGCUGUACGUUCUUAUAAUAUUUUAUUGCCACGAUGAGCUGCCAUAGAAUUGUCCAAGUUUUAUUUGCAUAUCAAACUCCGAAAAUUGUUCAGAUAAAUAGUAUUUUGGUUGGUGUCAUCAGUCGUUUAAUCCAGUUAAUCAUAAUUGGUUAUAUAAUUGGGUAUGUAUUGGUUUAUAAAAGAGGAUAUCAAGAGUUCAGUGAUGUUGAAAGUUCAGUCACAACUAAAGUAAAAGGUGUUGCAUUUACAAAUUUCUCUGAUGAGUCUUUUAAUCCUGAAGUGGUGCAUCCAGAAUGGUAUCGAAGAGUCUGGGAUGUUGCUGAUUUUGUAGUACCACCAUCAGAAAAUGGUGCUACGUUUGUUGCUACAAAUAUUAUAAUCACUGCUAACCAGACUCAAGGAACUUGUGCAGAGGAUCCUUCCAUUGAUGAAGCUCAUUGCAAUCCAGACAAUAACACAUGUAUUGCAGGCAAGAGUCUUCCUGGUGGUAAUGGUGUGAUGACAGGUCGCUGCAUCAAAGUCAACAAUGAAAGUGAUAAGUCAACAUGUGAAAUUGCUGCUUGGUGUCCUGUGGAAGAUGAUACUUUUCCUUUAAAAAAUAAGACUGCUCUUUUGGAAGCCAGUAAAGACUUCACAAUCUUAAUAAAAAAUUUUGUAGAAUUUCCAAAGUUUGCUGAUUCUCACAGACGUAAUAUUAAAGAUACGUCCAAUAGUUCCUACUUAAAAAGCUGCCUGUAUGAUCCAGUUGAGUUUCUGGAUUGCCCAAUAUUUAAACUAGGAGAUAUUGUGAAGUGGAGUGGACAGGAAGAUUAUAAUCAAGUUGCUUCUCAAGGUGGCGUCAUUGCCGUGAUAAUAAAAUGGGAUUGCAAUCUAGAUUAUGAUAAAAAGCACUGUUUUCCAUCUUAUGAAUUCAGGAGAUUAGAUGAUCCGGAAGCAAAAUUAGCUCCUGGCUGGAAUUUCAGGUAUGCCAAUUAUUACAAUGAUGACAGACGUACAUUAUAUAAAAUGUAUGGUAUACGACUGUCAAUAAGUGUUGUUGGUCAAGCUGGACAGUUUAGAAUUGUGCCUCUUCUACAAAAUGUUGGUGCUGGUCUUGGAUUACUUGCUUUAGAGGUUGUGAUCUGUGAUGUUGUUGUGUUGUACUUAAUGAAAAAGAGGGUCUAUUUUAAAUCAAAGAAAUAUGAAGAAGUUGAUCCUGAGCGAGAAACUAUCCCUGUAUUGCCUUCAGUGUCUUUAACAAUUCCGGAAACUUCCUCAGUUGAACCAAAAGUUUCUAAACGAGAUAUUGGAGAUGGUUAUGAGAGGCUUGAAGACUAAUGGAAUGAACCAUUUAUGAUCCAGUUAUGAAUGACCGGAUUGAAUUAAAUUCUAAGAUAGACAUGUCAAAGUGCCAAGGAACUUUUACUUAACUGUGAUACAAUAUUUUAACCCUGUGAUAAUUUAAAAAUAUGCAUGCAAAAUUGUAAAUUGGUUUUUAUGUAUCAGCAGGCAAAAUGAAUAUUUGCAAUAAAUAAACUGGGCAUAUUCAUAUUCAUAUUUGUCUGUAAUUCUAAUAAGCAAUAUGAUGUAUGAUUUCUGUAACUAUAGUUAUUCCGUUUUGAGAAAUAGCUAUUCUCUUUCACAUCAAAAUAAUCAGCAUUUGAUUUCAAGUUUUUCUGUGUAAAAUUUUCUGAUUUUAAAUUGUUAUCUAAUUAAUUUUCAUAUCAAGCUUCUAAUUAAUUUUCAUAUAAACAUUUCCCUUCUAUUAAGCAGGUAGUCUUAUUCUUAUUUUGACAACUAGCUUAACCAUCUUGGUUUAUCUGGGGAAAAAAUUCCUACAAAUUUGUGUUUAGUUAGAAAAUGUAGACAAAAAUGUGAGUUUCAUAGAAAUUUUAUUUUUACAUAUUUUUUAUGAAUCUGAAUUUUAUUUUUAUAUAUUUUUAUUUUGAAGAAACAAAUAUGAAAGUAAAUAUGGUAUUUUAGAAUUAUGAAUUUUGCCUGCUUCUUAUUUCUCUAGUCAUUUGACUUGCUUAUGGAUCCAAUUAUUGUACAUUCCAAUAUUGAAAAUGAUACUUUAGAAUUGACUUAAUGUACUGUUAUUAAUAAUAUUGUGUAAAUCUUAUUGACAUUUUAACUGCAAAUGUUAAUGUUUUGAUGCAAGUUUUGUUUACAAAAUGAUCUAUGGUCACUCAGAACUGAAUCUACAUUUUAUAUUGUUUUAGUAUUGAAAAUAGAUCUUUUUUAAAGUUAAUAAAAAAUAUUGAAACAUC
Molecule: messenger RNA, 2324 nt
Organism: Stegodyphus dumicola
Lineage: Eukaryota; Metazoa; Arthropoda; Arachnida; Araneae; Eresidae
Product: P2X purinoceptor 4-like
Biological process (GO): response to ATP; calcium ion transmembrane transport
Cellular component (GO): plasma membrane
Molecular function (GO): extracellularly ATP-gated monoatomic cation channel activity; purinergic nucleotide receptor activity
Source: RefSeq, a predicted model, not a curated record